Molecule: messenger RNA, 6462 nt
Organism: Leucoraja erinaceus (little skate)
Lineage: Eukaryota; Metazoa; Chordata; Chondrichthyes; Rajiformes; Rajidae
Gene: kif25
Product: kinesin family member 25
Exons: 19
Coding region: 477-3062 (861 amino acids)
Biological process (GO): microtubule-based movement
Molecular function (GO): microtubule binding; ATP binding; microtubule motor activity
Source: RefSeq, a predicted model, not a curated record
GUUGAGCAAGAAAACAGAAUGUUGGAAGAACGCAGAGGAUCGGGCAUCUGUGUAGGAGUUGGCGUGAGGCGACUGACUCGCAAACGUUCCCGCUGCAUCUCGUGUAUCUGACAAUAAAAAAACCAAUAGCAAUCCCGCACGGCAGCCGAGGCGAGCGGGAGGGUGGAGCUGAAGCGAAGUUCAGACGUGAACUCUCCUCUCUCUGCGGGUGCUUCCCGACCCCCUGGGUAUCCCCAGCUAUCGCUGGUCUUAUUAAAAAUCAACAAAAGUUCUAUAAUUAAUAGGAAUCAUUCGCAUUCAACAUUACCUGCCUCCAUUUUCAGCCGGUGAGUCGGGCCCCGCGGCCGGCACGUUGCUGGCAGUUGGCGCCGCGCUCCCGCUCCCGCUCCCGCCCUGGCCAAUCAGAGCGGCGGUAGGGGGCGCUGGCGAGUCGCGCGUGCACCACUGCGGCAGAUUGCGCAGGUUCGAGGGGCUUGAUGGAGCUCGUGGCGGGCGCGCGGCAGCUGCUGGCUCAACGGCUGCGGCAGUUCGAGCGCAGCAAAGAAGAAAGGAUUAUUCAACUAGAAACGGAAAAUGCUCUUCUUCAUCUUAAACUGGCAAAAUGUUGUGGCUCAGUAAAAGACAGUAGAGAAGAGGCAAAGUAUUUACGCAGGCAGUUAGAGGAAAUGCAGAUAAUUCAGAAAAAUGCUAGCAAUCAGCUGUUUGCAGCAGUGAAGAUGUUGAAGCAAGAGCUAAAAUCUCUGCAUUCACUAUCUAAAGAUUUAUCUGAGAAGAUUCAGGAGAAAUACAAAACAUCUUUGAAGGAAGUUUUAUCUUUCAUCGAGAAGCAACAUAUAAACAACACUGAUGUGAAUCAACUCCAGCAACAAGUCCUUCAACUUGAAAAAUCCCUUCAGGAAGUUAAUGGUAGAUAUAAUGGGGAAAAGCAUAAAAGGAAGAUGCUUCACAAUGCCCUAAUUGAAUUAUGUGGGAAUAUUAGAGUUCAUUGCAGAGUGCGCCCAACUAUGUCACUUGACUUUGGAGAAGGUGAUGCAAUCCCUUUGGAAAGGCCUGGAACUGAAUCCGAGAAGGUGAUUCAUUUGAUUGAUAAUGAAACUAUUCAAGUAAAAUGCAAUCGUUCUGGUCAUACUGCAGUGAAUAAGACCUUUGAGUUUGAACGAGUUUAUGGACCUAGUAAUUCCCAGGAAUCAAUUUUUGAGGAAGUGUGCCCCUUACUUACCUCCUUACUAGACGGACACAAUGUGUGCAUCAUGGCAUAUGGCCAGUCAGGCAGUGGCAAAACAUAUACUAUGCUGGGGCCACAUUCUGAAGGAAACAUCACAUUUUCUCUGGAGUCACAGAUAGAUGAAGGAAUUAUCCCCAAAGCUACAAGAGAGUUAUACAGGCUGAUAUCAAAUAGGUCAGAUACACAUUCUAUUGACGUGUCUAUCGUGGAGGUGUACAACAAUGAAAUCAUUGAUCUACUGGCAAAAAGUAAUCGUGGAAAGUUAGGUGUAAAGCCGGAAAUUGUGACCACUCUCGUUGAUGGUAGCGAUAUCCCUUUGUUAGCUUACACGUUGCUGCAUUUUGGUCUGUUUCAUGUUGUUACGGCGGAUGUGGAUAUCCUGGGGAGCCAUAGCCCGCUGACUGGGGAGCUGGCCCCCUGGAGACUGAGUACUCACCCACCUGGUGGGCCCGGCUCACCGCCGAAGACCCGCACCACAGACCAGAAAACCACCCGCUGCCUCAGUGUCUGUCCUGUAAUGGUCCACAUCCUUGACCUCUUCACAACCUGUGGCUGCUCAGAGGCAAAAGAGGCUCAGCUAAUGUCCCGCCAGACACAUCCACCACUGCCCGUCUUCCAGCAACAGCUGCAGCUGCAGGUCCGCUCUCCCACCGUGAUACAAAAGCGAGUGCAGUUUAAACGAGACACGCAAAAGCGGGUUUAUGACAAGACUAGCAAGCCGCUCAAACCACUUGUACAAGGACAAGUGGUACGCCUACAAACUGACAAAGGACAUACCAAACUGGGGCACAUGCAUGGCCCCUCAAAGGAACCACGCUCCUACCUGGUCGAAGUGGAUGGUAUCCUCUACAGAUGCAACCGUCAACACCUCCUUCCUGUGAAGGAACCUCGUCCAGCGCCUCCGGGUCCUGAUGCCCCACCGCUCGUGUUCACACGGACGCCUGAUGCCCCACCACCCGUCGUAACCAAGACCACUCACUCCCCGCGUCGAUCUGCCCCUGCGUCUCCUGUUGUAACCGGUGCCCCGGGCUCCCCGCGUCAGUCCGCCCCCGGUUCCCCUGCAGCGGUCUCUCCCCACAAGCCCGUUGGGUCUCCCGCGGCAUUACCAAACCAGGUCCCCAUCUUUUUGGAAGGAAAGGAUGAUGAGGCAGUCCCCUACCGCACGAGGACCGGACAUGUUGAAAAUCCUGCAACAAUUCUGAAUAUUAUCUCCCAUGGUUUACGACAUAGAGCCAAGCACUCAACAUUAAUCCAUGAACAUUCCUCACGGUCCCAUCUUGUGAUAACAAUCACUGUCACCACAAAAGCCACUGCUGACAAUAGGCCAGAUGUAUGCGCAUCAUUGAAUUCUCAGUCUUCACAAUCCGUGGCUGUGAACCACUCAACCACAGAAUCUACUAUGUUUUCAAGACAUAAAAGCAAGCUACAGCUGGUGGAUCUUGCUGGCAGUGAAUGCAUAGGAAUGUCAGGAGUGACUGGAGCAGCUUUGAGAGAGACUUCUUUUAUAAAUCGCAGCUUAGCAGCAUUGUCUGAUGUGCUUGGAGCACUGGCAGAACAACGAUCGCAUAUACCUUAUCGAAACAGCAAGCUGACUCAUCUACUCCAAGAUUCCUUGGGGGGUGAUGCCAAACUGUUGGUGAUGGUAUGUGUCUCGCCUGGACAAAAAUAUAUCACAGAAUCUUUGCAGUCUUUCGGAUUCGGUUAUCGAGCGCGGCAAGUACGAAAGGGCCAUACAAGGAAGAAGAUUCUGGUAUGCUCAGAGAACACUAGAGGAAGAUCUUCACAAAAUAGUUCCCAAAGAAAUCGUCAAAGUGUUUCCAGCUUAGCCAUCUUCUAAAGAAUGAAAAUAAAAUAUUGUGGAUAUUAGAAAUCUAAAAUAAAAACGCAGAUUCAGAUAUGAUAAUAAGAAAUGUAAUAUGUGUGGUGUGGUUGUAACCUAUGUCAUAAUGAAUGAAAAAUAUAAGAAUACUUCAAUCAAAAGAAACAAGGCAAAAUGCUACCAAAUGUUAAUGGACAAUUUCAGCAAGCCUGUGUUUUCCCAUUGACAUAUGGUCAUGCUGAGGGAAAGAAGAAAGAUAGGAACAUUUGAAAUAAUAUAAGGUAGAAGAGAGUGUGGGAUGUGAAUAAACUGACAAUAUACACAUACUGUUAUCCUCAAUGUCUCCAAAUUAGCUGUUGCCUAUGUCGCCUUUAAAAUUAAUCUAACCAGUGGAGCUUUAGGUAUGGAAGCACCCAAGCCCACAGGAUAUAUGUGUAUUUGGAAAGGCAGAGAUUUAUUAGGGAUAGUGGGGGUAGUUUUCUGUGGAGUAAAUCCUUUUUGAUUUAAGUCUUUUUCACGUAAAAUGUUCACGUAAAAUUAGGCCAUUCAGCCCAUCGAGUCAUGGCUGAUCUCUGCCUCCUAAUCCUAUUUUCCUGACUUCUCCCCAUAACCCUUGACACCCGUUCUAAUCAAGAAUUUGUCUAUCUAUGCCUUAAAAAUACCCGCUGACUUGGCCUCCACAGCCCUCUGUGGCAAGGAGUUCCACAGAUUAACUACCCUCUGACUAAAGAAGUUCCUCCUCACCUCCUUUCUAAAAGAGCGCCCAUUAAUUCUGAGGCUAUGACUUCUGGUCCUAGACUCUCCCAUCAGUGAAAACACCCUUUCCACAUCCACUAUGCCUUUCAUUAUUUUGUAAGUUUCAAUGAGGCCCCUCCUCAACCUUCUAAACUCCAGUGAGUAGAGGCCAUGUGCUGUCAAAUGCUCAUCAUAUGCCAACCCAUUCAUUCCUGGAAUCAUUCAUGUAAACUCCUCUGGACCCUCUCCAGAGCCAGCACACCCUUCCUCAGAAAUGGACCCCAAAUUUGCUCACAGUACUCCAAAUGCAGCCUGACCAGCACCUUAUAGAGCUUCAGCAUUAUAUCUCAGUUUUUGUAUUGCAGCCCUCUUGGUCCUUUUUGAGGAGGUAACUAACGAAAAGAUCUGUGGGGAGGUUAUUUUUACACUUAGAGUGGUGGAUAUCUGGAAGAGGUAGUGAAGCUGGCUACCAUUAUUACGCUUAAGUGGCAAUUCGCCAGACACUUCAAUAGUUAAUUAAUUAACCAGUUGGAUUUGUGUAGGAAGGAACUGCAGAUGCUGGUUUAAACCGAAGAUAGACACAAAAGGCCGGAGUUACUCCAGUUUUUUGUGUCUAUAACUAGUUGGAUUUCCCUAGUCCACACUGGUUCUUAGUGAGGCACCUCCGCUGAGGUGAUCCACAGGAAGGGUCUAGAUGUGGGUAUAUGGAACGAGCUGCCAGAGGUGGUACAUGAGGCAGAUACUAGACAUAUGGCCAGUUACAUGGAUAGGAAAGGUUUAGAGGGAUACAAGUCAAACGCAAAAAAAAUGGGACUAGCAUAGAUAGGUAUCUUGGUCAGCAUGGCUGCUUGAUUCAGUGAUUCAAUAGGCAAGGGAUAGCAGGAAAAUGCGACUACAUGAGAUUAACAUAGAUGGGUAAAAAGGGUGGCAGAAUCGUAGUGGCCCGAAGGGCCCAUUCUCUGCUGUACGGCUGUAUGACUUUUUCUUCUUACUUAAAUGGGCAAUUCACAGUAGCCAAUUCACUUGCUGGAAAAUUGGAGGAAUACAUCACAGAGAAAAUGUGCAAACUCCACACCAACAGCACCUGAGGUCAGGAAGGAACCUACAUAGAUGGAUCUGUAUGGCAACAGUAUUAACUGUGCUACCGUUGCCUCAUACUGAAUGACACAGUAGGUUUACUAGGUCCUGUGGCCUAUUUAUGUUUAUGAGUACUUGUGUGAUCGGCAAAGGCCAAAUAGGUAAAAUGUGUGAACCCCUCGUCACUGACAGUUGCGUCCCUCACAUGGAAUGACCAAAUAGAGGCAUAGUGGCUGGAAGGUACUGCACUCCUGUACCUCUUUGGCGGGGCAGGUGGAACAAUUGAAGGAGCCCUACACCCCCCAUGCUAUCACUGGCUGCACAUGUUCGAGAUUACAGUGAAUGAGAACAUUAAAAACACAAUCCGAGCGGAACUUGUGAGGGUCAGCGUUUUACUCGGCUGAUGUGAUCUAAUAAACUGGGCAUCCCACACUCAGAUGAGAAGUUCUUCGGAGUUCUCUGCCCAACAGGGCUACGGAGUCAAGAGUAAUUGAAUAUAGCUGGGCCUGGGUGUCUGAUGUUGUGAGACCCGAAACACCCGAUGACCCCAGGUCACAUCACUGCGUCCCAGAGCAUCUAGAAGAUGUAUAUUUUUCACACUGAAGUCUGGCUCAGCCAGUGGCACCCAGGAAUAGACUGGGUGACAACCAAGAAUAGUUUGGUGACUACUGGAGAGACAGUUGACGGCACAGAAAGACAGCACCCGGACAGGCGGGGUUAGCACCCCAGUCUGUCUUUCGUGAGAAAGACACCCAACAAAGCUACGGAAAGGCCUAAUGAACCACCGUGGCCUAUAAAUCCAUCAGGCCAGAAUGAAAUGCUCGGAGAAGGAGAAAGAGGUGCAGCACACAGGUGAAAUGAAGGAGGAGCCCGGCCCACCCCACAGAGUCCAGUCCCUCCAUGCACUAGAGUCUCCCAACACUUGCAGAGUAAUUAUUAAGAUGACUGAUCCGUGGGCGGUUGCUACUGGGACGCAAGUCGGGGUCUGAUCAGCCCCAGCUGGGUCGCCUGGGCAAGGGUGUCUGAUGUUGUGAGACCUGAAACACCCGAUGACCCCAGGUCACAUCACUGUGGAUGCGUCCCGGCACAUCUAGAAGAUGUAUAUUUUUCACACUAUUGCAAAUAACUGCUUGUAUCUUUUGACAUUUUGACAUACCCCAAUGGUCUGUUUUCUUAAAAGGAUAAAAAACUGACCAGUUGGGGUAGAAUCUGUGCAGGGUUAACAAUUCAGUUUGAUGUUGUUUUACCAGAUAGAGUCCAUUCAUUUCAUUUAUCAAGGAAUUAACCAAAUAUUUGUCUUCUUUACACCUUUUUUUUAAAGAAGCUUUUUUUUUUAAAGUACCAAAGAACACAGUGGUGCAUGAAAUUUCUUGAGAGGCAUUCAUCAAGUACUUUUAUUCAAUAAAUAUUUCUGCAGAGGAUUAUAACAUGCAUAGAGCUGUACAGCGCAGAAACGGGUCAUUCGGCCCACCUUGUCAAUUCAUUCCAAGUUGGCAUUUUGAGUUGGUCCCAUUUGGCUCAUUUCCAUUUACACCCUUCCUUGGGGCGGGGAUUUAUAGGUUUCUAGAUGGGAAAGGGAAUUUAGACAGUGACACGGAGUUUAAAU